CAAUGAUCCAAUGACCCAAUAAACCUAACUUGCUUCAUCAUUUUCCCCAACUUAGACAACUGUCGUUUAAAUAUACGUGUAAUUCUUGAAAGCCCUGGCUUCUUUUUUUUCUGUGUGGGUUUGUAUAUUGCAACAGGCGUUUUAUUUCUUCCAUUCGUCUUAUUCGUCUUGCUCUCACAUGUUUCCAUGUUUUCAGCAGUUCGAGCUAAGCACUGCCCCUCUAUAACGUCACUAGUCACAAUGCUCGACUCCCAAUUCAGCGCACGCGAUCACGAGCUGACAUAGGCUUCAAUUCGACCGCAAUUCCUGUUUAAACCCAUUCUCAAUCCCCAUUGACCUUGCUGUCUUUGUCAUUGCUUGUGGACCUCAAACAUACUUCCAUUGGCAAUCAUGUCGACCGCGAACCGUGACCCUUCCGUCACUUCGGAACCCGAACAAGUCGAAGAACCAGAGUCGAACCCCCACUCACUUUCCCGCGCUGUACUUGCUAGGAAAUCCGAAUACGUUCGGCCCCAUCGCAUACGAAUCAAGGUCGGGACUUGGAAUGUCGCUGGUUGUCCAGGCACUGACAAAGAUCUGGCGAGUUGGUUUGUUGACGGGAAAGGAAUCGAACCGCAAUUGGAUGCCAAGCUAGCGCGCCUGAGCGUAUCCGAGAGUAUCGAGACUAUUGAAAUAAAUAAAGAUCACAAUGCUACAUCCAAACCGAGCGCAACUUCCAAAACAGACUCAGGAGCAGCAGGAGGGCCAAACAGCUCGGGCGUCUCUCCAGGUGAAGGAGAAGAGGAACCCGAUGUGCGAUUAUUAAGCGGCGACAAGAUAGGACUCUAUGUCCUUGGGCUUCAAGAAGUUGUUGAUUUAAAUAUCGUCAGCCAGACCUUUUAUUCCGAUCCAAAUGCCAUCGCAAAAUGGCAAGAUGCCCUCGAAGCCGCUCUUCCCAAGGGCUACCAUCUUGUAGCCAGUGAGCAGCUCGUCGGUCUUCUUCUGCUUAUCUAUGCCUCGCCCGAAGUAGCUGAAACUAUAUCAAACGAGUCAACUGUUAGUGUCGGUACUGGUAUAUAUGGUCUACUAGGCUAUUGGGGCAACAAGGGCGGAAUUACUUCUCGAAUUCUCCUAGGCGAAACCACCAGACUUGUUUUCACCAAUUGCCACCUUGCAUCCGGCCAUGAUCAGGCUAGCCUCGAUCGACGAUGUUGGGAUUACAAUAGAAUCGUCUCCCAAAUUAAAUUCAGCCCAAUCAAUUUAGGUGGCGUAGUCGAAGACGAAGGGGAAAAGAUUGGGGAUGAAGAUUUCGCCUUCUGGCUUGGGGAUCUGAACUUUCGCCUUGAUGGUCUACCUGGGGAAGAUAUUCGACGUUUGCUAACGCUACAUACCCGCGGGGAGUACGAUCUUAGUAAGAAAAGUACUGGGGAAAUAUUCAGCGAUGAUGGUGUUAUCGUACUACGCAACAACGACGAUGAUGACGACGGUACGAACACUCCCGGCAUGAUAUCACGUGAAGCAUCUUUCGACAAGGCUUCUAGUGAUGAAGAUAGCGAACUUCCAGAUCCCGACGAAUUUCUGCCCGAUCCAAAUGACGAUCCAGCAUCCCUGCAAGCAACUCUUAACUCCCUGAUUCCGCAUGAUCAGCUCCUACGUAUGAUCAAAGAACGCAAGGCGUUCCACGAGGGUUGGCACGAAGGUCCUAUAACAUUUCUACCAACAUACAAGUAUGACGUUGGUACGGUGGGCCUCUUCGACUCCUCUGAAAAGCAACGAGCCCCAAGCUGGUGCGAUCGCAUUUUAUAUCGAACUCGUACGGACAUCAAUCUAUAUGAAAAGAAGUGUAACGAUGAGGUCGAGGCCAAGAAGAGGGACGAAGAUAUGAAAAAGAUGGGCAUUGACAAGGCUGCGGAGGAUGAGAAUGUCCUGUUUGACUACGAUCCCGCUGCUGACUCGAGUGCUGAUAACCUCGGCGAUACUACUUAUGACUACGAUGAAUAUGACGAAGGCGAAACUCUAGAGCAAGUUAUCACAAAGGAAGGCUUCGUCGACAAAAUCCAUUUGGAUACUUAUAUGAGCCACCAGCGAGUCAUGUCAUCAGAUCAUAAACCGAUAGUCGCUAUGUUUACGUUAGAUUACGACGCUGUCGUUCCCGAACUGAAAGCUAAAGUUCACGCUGAAGUGGCGAGGGAACUUGACCGAGCCGAAAAUGAAGGACGGCCAGGUCUUACUGUCAUCGUCGAUGCGAAGGAUUCGAUCAACAAGGAAAAUAAGCAUUUCGCUGAUGGGAGUGAGGGCGUCGAUUUCGGAGAGCUUGGAUUCCUGCGUAGAGAGAAUCGAUAUUUGACUAUUGCCAACACCGGGCGCGUUCCGGCCACGUUCCGUUUCAUUGAAAACCCAGCCCCGCAAAACGAUACGGUGAAACAACCUCAUUGGUUACAGUUCAAAUUCGUCCGCUUCCAAGUAGACGAUGAUGAAGAGACACGGGAUCCGUUAGGGGAUGAAAUAACGCUAGAGCCAGGAGAGACCGUAAACGCCUUCAUAGAAGCUCAUGUCCAGGACCUAGCCCAUGUUCAGGCACUGAAUGCGGCAACAGCGCAAUUAGAAGAUGUCUUAAUACUACGCGUCACCGAUGGGAGAGACCAUUUCAUCCCGAUUAAAGCUACUUGGAUACCUUCCUGCUUCGGGCGUUCACUAGAAGAGCUCAUCCGAGUCCCUCGUGGCGGUGGCAUUCGGGGCCUAAUAGAAAAGCGACAGAAAGGGGGAUCUAUACCCUAUACCCUAGAAGUACAUAAAUCAAGUCCAAACGAGCUAUUCCAGCUCACCGAGGCAAUAGCAAUCCUCGCUGAGCGGGCUAUUGCCGACGCCAACAUGUUGGACGAAGUAAAAAUACCGCGCGACAAGCCGGGUUGGCCUUUUGACAAGGAUUCAUGGCAAACCAUUAACGAUGAAGAUCACGAUAAUCUACGAGCAUCGAUGAUCGAGGCCCUGGAAGUUGAUAAGCCCGUUCUGGAAUCUGUCAACAUUGAUGUUCCGGUGAUAAAACGUCUUGAAAUCGUUAGCGAGGUGCUCCUGUUAUUCCUACGCAGCAUGCCAGAUGGGAUCAUCACUACACCGUUAUGGGCUAAAAUCGAGCAAACUCUGCCCAAUGUAGGAAGCAGCAAGACUCCUGUCGAAGCCGAGGAAGCCCGAUCUGUCAUCCUCGAUAUUUUAGCAACAGCGCCAUACAAUCACAUCUCCUUCGUGUUCCUCAUGUCCAUGCUAACCCGUGUUGCGAACGAGCUCAUCUCCCUCAGUAAGGAAGCGUUGGAAGCCUUGAACAGCCGCAGGACUAGCUCUCCCGGUACUUUAGCCAGACGCAGCUUGAGUUUUCGCCGAAGUGCCGGAGGAGCGGUGGCGGCCGAUCAGGCCGCAAUACUACGAAGGCUAGCGUGGGAGAGGAAGACCGCAGAGGUUUUUGGUUUGGCGAUCUGUAGGGCCCCGAGGUCAACGAAUCCGAAGGAGAAGAAGGCGACCGAGGAUAAGAUGAGGGGCGUUGUAGAGGUGUUCUUGCGUCAGGAUAGGACGUGAUUAUACAUAGAGGGUAGGGGAUGGGGCAAUGGACUGAACGGAGCACGUAUGAUGGCUUCGGCAGGAGUAGUGGAGCAAGGGAGUAUAUAGAGUGGAAAUACUUAUUCAUUUGCUUGCCCGUCGCCGGCGCAUCUACCUACAUAUAUAUAUGUAUGCGAAGAUUUCAAUUGAUGAUGAAUCUCUCGAUCAAA
Annulohypoxylon truncatum is the source of this 3740-nucleotide messenger RNA. RefSeq names its product DNase I-like protein. The coding region runs from base 391 to 3549 and encodes 1052 amino acids. The record is from RefSeq and is a predicted model, not a curated record. Lineage: Eukaryota; Fungi; Ascomycota; Sordariomycetes; Xylariales; Hypoxylaceae. Gene Ontology annotation, biological process: phosphatidylinositol dephosphorylation. The transcript has a single exon. Gene Ontology annotation, molecular function: phosphatidylinositol-4,5-bisphosphate 5-phosphatase activity.